AUGAGAAUUUCAAAGGUGUUUUAUUUUUUUAAUUUUCUUUUAGUUACCCAUUUAUUAAUACCAUAUUUAUCAAAAAAAAAUGAGAAUCUUAAAGGUUUAAAUUCAUUAAAGGAUGUUGAAGAAGAAUUAGAAAGAAGGGAGAAAAAAAAAAAAAAAAUAAUUUUAUAUUCUACUUUAGCAUCAGCAUUAGCAUUAGCUACAGUUGUAGCUAUAGGAUUAGGAAUUUAUUCUCACGAGAGAAAGAAAGGGAGAGAUCUUAAACCUCUAGAUAAAGAAUUUUUCGAAAAAGAGGGAGAUGAUGAAAAACCUAAGAAACCUUAUUUUCCUAGAUGGGUAUCAAAAGAAUCAAAAUCUGUUAAACUGGAAGGAGAUACAUCACCAAAAAGUUAUAAAAAAAAAUAUAAGCAUCCACCUAAAGAAAAACCAAGAACUUCCAAAACUGUCACAGAACCAAAAUCAAGGAAAUACAUAAAGUUAGCACCAACUUUUACAAUACCCGAAUCUAUAAUAUUACCAGAACCCAUAACAUCUCCAGAACCUACUAAAUUUCCAGAACCUCCUGAACUACCCGAAUCUUUAAUAUUACCAGAACCUCCUAAAAUACCCGAAUCUUUAAUAUUACCAGAACCUCCUAAAAUACCUGAGUCUCUUAAAUUACCAGAACCUCCUAAAAUACCCGAAUCUUUAAUAUUACCAGAACCUCCUAAAAUACCCAAAUCUUUAAUAUUACCAGAACCUCCUAAAAUACCCAAAUCUUUAAUAUUACCAGAACCUCCUAAAAUACCCAAAUCUUUAAUAUUACCAGAACCUCCUAAAAUACCCAAAUCUUUAAUAUUACCAGAACCUCCUAAAAUACCCAAAUCUUUAAUAUUACCAGAACCUCCUAAAAUACCCAAAUCUUUAAUAUUACCAGAACCUCCUAAAAUACCCAAAUCUUUAAUAUUACCAGAACCUCCUAAAAUACCCAAAUCUUUAAUAUUACCAGAACCUCCUAAAAUACCCAAAUCUUUAAUAUUACCAGAACCUCCUAAAAUACCCAAAUCUUUAAUAUUACCAGAACCUCCUAAAAUACCCAAAUCUUUAAUAUUACCAGAACCUCCUAAAAUACCCGAAUCUAUAAUAUUACCAGAACCUCCUAAAAUACCCAAAUCUUUUUUUUUUUUUUUUUUUUUGCAUUUCAAUUUUUUUUUUUUUUUUUUUUAA
Molecule: messenger RNA, 1203 nt
Organism: Plasmodium gallinaceum
Lineage: Eukaryota; Apicomplexa; Aconoidasida; Haemosporida; Plasmodiidae
Gene: ETRAMP
Product: early transcribed membrane protein
Exons: 1
Coding region: 1-1203 (400 amino acids)
Source: RefSeq, a predicted model, not a curated record